AUUAACGAUGGCGGAAUACUUGUCGAAGAAGCCUGCGAAGAGUAUUUUAAAAACUUCUAUAAGUUUUGAGCAUCCUGAAAGUCAAAAACAUAGAAGGCAUAAAAGCCAAGACAUCCAAUGGGAUGAGAUGAACAUCCUCCAAACUCUACAUCCUCCAGAUAAAGACUAUGGACACAUGAAAGUUGAUGAACCAAAAACUCCAUUUAACUACUACACAGAUGAAGAUGUGGAGGGUAUUCAAGCCAGUAAGAGAGAUGCUCUUGAUGCAGCACUUCUAACAAAGAAAAUCAAUCUUGAAUCUGAAAAUUUGCCAAAAGCCAUGAUAGAAGUUGAUGAUGAUGAUGAUGAAGAUGAGCAUGGAGAAGAAACAGAAGAGGAAAGAGCGAAUAGAAAAGCUUUUGAAUAUAGAAGGAAAGUCCACUACAAUGAGUUCUAUGCUGUCAAGUUGGCAAGAAAGUUGAUGGCCCAAGAAGGUUUUGAAAGUGAAGAUGAGGAUAAUAAAGAUGAAACAAUUGGUGAAUCACAGUCCGAAGCAACAAAAGCAAGUGUUGGAAGUUCUGACGAAGAAGUGGCAGGACCGACUUGUAAUGAAAGUACGGAGAUCUCAUUGUGAACAUUACUGUCUUCAUUUUCUCCUGUGGUCUUGGUUACAAGUUGGUAGAGCUGAGGUUGUGGGUAGCAGAGUUAGAGGUGCAGCAGUAAGUCAAGAUUAAUUAAGAUUGUUCCCCACUUUUUUGUUUUACUUUAAGUGGGAAUUUUUGUGUGUGUGUGUGUGUGCAUAUGUAUAGAUUAAUAAUAUUAUGUAGAGAUUAGCAAAUUUUUAGUAAAAAUUUAUAUUUUUUCAUUCUUUAUUUAAAACUUUUGAAGCAUCAGUGAUCAACAAAUUCAAACAUUAAGCUGUAGCUAGAAGCACACUGUCCAUCUCACUUGUUCCUCUAACCAACUGUUGGCUGUAUUUCAGAUUUUCACCUGGUAUACUUACGUAUUGGUUGUC
Limulus polyphemus (Atlantic horseshoe crab) is the source of this 994-nucleotide messenger RNA. Its product is annotated as protein phosphatase inhibitor 2-like. The record is from RefSeq and is a predicted model, not a curated record. Gene Ontology annotation, biological process: regulation of signal transduction. The transcript has 5 exons. Gene Ontology annotation, molecular function: protein phosphatase inhibitor activity. Lineage: Eukaryota; Metazoa; Arthropoda; Merostomata; Xiphosura; Limulidae. Bases 8 to 613 code for a protein of 201 amino acids.